Molecule: messenger RNA, 621 nt
Organism: Acanthoscelides obtectus
Lineage: Eukaryota; Metazoa; Arthropoda; Insecta; Coleoptera; Chrysomelidae
Source: the annotation of a GenBank genome assembly
AUGUAUUCGUACGAGGAUGACCUUUCCGCGGAAGUUAUUCCCAAAAAACGCAAAAAGGGAGAGAAACAAGUUAUUUAUAAAAAUGAAGUGAUUAAAGGUGCACGAGUGAGAGGUGUAGGUCAUGCUGCUUUGAUAAAAUUCCCGAAGCAAGAGAUGUUUGAUAUAUUUUAUGCCCUAGAGAUGAAAAAUGAACAAGAUGCAUAUAUGCAGGCCCCAAUAGAGUGCUCAGAGAUUUCCAGGAAACAACCUAGAGUAGAGCAAAAUAAUGCAAAGCCAAAAAGCAAAUCAUACAAAUACUGUGUCUUCCAGUUCGGGAAAGCACCGUGUAUGCAAAACAACUUUUAUUAGUAUCCAUGGAAUCACUGUAGACCGUGUUCGUCGCUUGAGUAAGUUAUUAUCAAUAGGAAAGCCACCUAAUGAUAGAAGAGGCAAAAAAACAGGGAAUGCAAAACCUGGACAGGUGGUCAGGCAAGUAGAGGAGCAUAUUCGUUCAUUUCCAGUUAAAAGGUCACAUUAUGGUAGCCGUGACUAUCACUACCUUAGUGAGAAGCUGGAUAUAAAAAAAUGCAUGAAUUGUUUCUUAUGAACAAUCCCGAAUCAUCUGUAAAGUAUAGCUUUUAC